Malaya genurostris is the source of this 1564-nucleotide messenger RNA. RefSeq lists its product as uncharacterized. Bases 913 to 1473 code for a protein of 186 amino acids. The transcript has 2 exons. NCBI's taxonomy places the organism in Eukaryota, Metazoa, Arthropoda, Insecta, Diptera, Culicidae. The record is from RefSeq and is a predicted model, not a curated record.
UCAAUACAAUUUGAACGCACACGGACAUUUUACAUUUAAUCAUUUGCCCUUUUUGUGAAACAAUAUUAUUGUACUAAUAAUAUUGUUAUACUUCUCAAAUACAUCACUUCAAAUGGCGUGAUGAUAUCGUAUCCCUUCCUUUGAAAAAAUAAUCAUGCGUUUAGAGCUUUAAAUAUUGUGCCGCCUAAAAAAAUCACGAAACAGUAAAUGCGCAUAUUAAACAUUUUCUUUGCUGGAGUGGAAAUUAUUAUUGAUAAGUUAUUUUCUAAUAUCCUAGUCAUUCGGGUGAAAACUUUUAUGCACGUUUUCAUUUGUAGUGAUAAUAAUUACUCCGAUUCUGUAUUUCGUUCGAAUCGGAUUGUUUCGAUCGAAUACGAAAUUUUCCAUUCUGUAGCUCGAUCGAGUUCGACUUUUCCAUACAAAAGUAUCACUCGAAUUACAGAAUGCAAAUUUUUAUAUUCAUUCGACAAGAUCCGAUUCGAUCGAAAUACAUAAUAGGGGUAAAUAUAUGGCGUUUUUCAUUGAAAAACACUGGUGGCGUGGAUUGCUCUGGUUUUGCACUUUCGAGCAGAAAUGGCAAUGAAACACCGUCAGAAUAUUGCAUUUCUGCUCGAAAGUGCAAAACCAGAGCAAUCCACGCCACCAGUGUUUUUCAAUGAAAAACGGCAAUAGUAACGUGUGAGGGCCGUUAAAAACUAGAUUUGAGGCUCCACGACGGUUACUAAGUAAUGUCAACAAGCUUAAACAAUUGAUAUUAAAAUGCUGUGUUUUACGCACUGUAUCGAUGCUAGGGUAUUGCGGUAUCCUGGGAAACAUGCCAAUUGUUUAUUUUAAUUCAUAAUAGAACCGCAAGAACGUCAUAUAAUUCUUAACAUUAUUGCGGACUUGUCGAAAAAUUGACCCUCAAAGCUAAUGCUGACCAAAAAAGAAAAACUACUUAUCCGUCCAUGGCAGAUGCAAAGGUAUUAUAAUCAUCGUAUUAAAGUGGAAACCGCUGCUCCUGCUAUCGAUUUUCAUCCUCCUCCGGAACGAGCACACAUAAUACAAAAACUGAAAAAACAACAGAAGGAACGCGAACGAACUGAAAAAAUUGAACGGGAUAACAUCAGAUUGCUGCAACGUUUGGGUUCAAUUAUGAGCAAGAAGAGACUGGACAAUAUCUGGACUCAAGCUAGACCGAAUUUUCUGAGCCGAGAGUACAUAUAUCCCGUGCGCCCAAAAACAACAGGUGCAAUAGACCAUUUUCGUCGUAAAUCUUCUGCUUCGCAAACGCUGGACGAUUCGGAAACGACAGAGUCGUCUGCCCAAUUCAUACGCUGCAGUGCCUGUACCUAUCGUAUCUACAAACCAAACAAAGUUAUGCCAGAAGAACGCCUGCCCUGGAAUCCCCAGAGAAAAACAACCAAUCGUAAACUGCUAAACGAGGCUAAAUCAGAACCGCAUAUCUGCUGCCGAUUUUGCUGUUGUAAAUGAGUUUAGGUUAAGAUUGAUACUUUCAGAUUAGUUGUGAUAUUCAUGACCUCCGCUUGUUUUCUAAUAAAUAAAUUAACACUAUAAACAUUCA